Amoebophrya sp. A25 is the source of this 808-nucleotide messenger RNA. The record is from the annotation of a GenBank genome assembly. Lineage: Eukaryota; Dinophyceae; Syndiniales; Amoebophryaceae.
CUCAUUCUCAUAGUGCUUUGCUUGGGACACAUGUGCGGUGCUCUAUGGUUUUACACUGUUGACGAGGCUGACCAGGCGUUGGCUUUGCACAUCAUUCGGAAGGAUAAAGCAGACACACCACAGAUUAAUGUGAUACAACAACAACAACCAGAUGACAAUGAGGGUGAGGGAUCUUCUGGGUCGGAAAACGCCUCUUCAACAACUAGUGCUACUAUUAGUGGUGGGAGUUCAUCAACAAGCUUGAGAAGGCGAAUGCAGCUGAUGUCGAGAAUGGCUCCAUCUCGGCGACGUGGAGAGCAACCUGAAAAAUCCUGGUCAGAAGACGAGAAAUGGGUCGGAUCUACUUCGAGAACUACACGAGACCACGCAGCAAACGAUAUUAAACCAAGACGAGGACUCUCACUCAUAGACGACAGGCUAAGAAAUGAACUCCGUUUGCAGAAACUUCUCAAAAAUAGCGGCCAGGGUAGAAGAAGUACCUCCAGAGUCCAUAUUGAUGGACAAGAAGAAAAGGAAAGCCUUCACCUUGCGGAUGAAGACCUAGUCCAUGACUACCUCUGGGGCCGAUGGGAGGACCGACACUUUUUGGAGCCAGAGGGUACCACGGAUAGUGGUAAAGCAAGAAGUAUGGCUCUGUAAAUGAGAGUAGCAGUGCCCUCCAAUGAAUCUGUCUCACUCUGAGGGUAGAACUUAGUAAUUAGCUGUCCGCACCAUCUGUGUGUGCUGUUCAUCACUGGUCUGUCAUUGAGCAGAGAAUUGAGAGGUGCCGCUGCUAUCAUUUGGGGACUAGCGUGGAGCAGCGACAAGG